Chlorocebus sabaeus (green monkey) is the source of this 942-nucleotide messenger RNA. It is a transcript of the gene OR56A3, whose product is annotated as olfactory receptor family 56 subfamily A member 3. Gene Ontology annotation, biological process: G protein-coupled receptor signaling pathway. The record is from RefSeq and is a predicted model, not a curated record. Gene Ontology annotation, molecular function: olfactory receptor activity; G protein-coupled receptor activity. Gene Ontology annotation, cellular component: plasma membrane. Lineage: Eukaryota; Metazoa; Chordata; Mammalia; Primates; Cercopithecidae.
AUGACAACACACCGAAAUGGCACCCUCUCCACUGAAGCUUCAGACUUCCUUUUGAAUUGUUUUGUCCGAUCCCCCAACUGGCAGCACUGGCUGUCCCUGGCCCUCAGCCUCAUCUUCCUCUUGGCCAUAGGGGCCAACGCCACCCUCCUGAUCACCGUCCAGCUGGAGACCUCUCUGCACAAACCACUGUACUACCUGCUCAGCCUCCUCUCCCUGCUGGACAUCGUGCUCUGCGUCACUGUCAUCCCCAAGGUCCUGGCCAUCUUCUGGUUUGACCUCAGGCCCGUCAGCUUCCCUGCCUGCUUCCUGCAGAUGUACAUCAUGAAUUGUUUCCAAGCCAUGGAGUCUUGCACAUUCAUGGUCAUGGCUUAUGAUCGUUAUGUAGCUAUCUGCCACCCACUGAGAUAUCCAUCAAUCAUCACUGAUCAAUUUGUAGUCAAGGCUGUCAUUUUUAUUUUGACCAGAAAUGUGCUUAUGACUCUGCCCAUCCCCAUCCUCUCAGCACAACUCCGUUAUUGUGGAAGAAAUGUCAUUGGGAACUGCAUCUUCAAUAUAUCUGUUUCCAGACUCUCCUGCGAUGAUGUCACCAUCAAUCGCCUUUACCAAUUAGCUGCAGACUGGACUCUGCUAGGAUCUGACCUCGUUCUUAUCUUCCUCUCCUACACCCUCAUUCUGCGAGCUGUGCUGAGACUCAAGGUGGAGGGUGCUGUGGCAAAGGCCCUAAGCACAUAUGGCUCCCACUUCAUCCUUAUCCUCUUCAGCACCAUCCUUCUGGUUUUUGUCCUCACACAUGUGGCUAAGAAGAAAGUCUCCCCUGAUGUGCCGGUCUUGCUCAAUGUUCUACACCAUGUCAUUCCUGCAGCCCUUAACCCCAUCGUUUAUGGGGUAAGAACCCAAGAGAUUAAGCAGGGAAUGCAGAGGUUGUUGAAGAAAGGGUUCUAA